AUGGCCCUGAAAAUCAAUCAGGAAGAGAUACAUAGCUACAUUAAGAAGUUCUCCGCGGGCCACCGCUGGAUCCAGGAGUUCAAGAAAAGCAACGAAUCUACUUUCACUUCAAAUAAAAUCUACCCGGACAGCGAGCGGCUCGCGUGUGCAGCUCAAGAAUUGUUCGCACUAGAUGCAUUGCGCCAGAUCUUUAGCGCCAGAGGGCAUGCAGCUACUACGCAUUCGUUUACAGUAAUGCCAACAAUUUUUGCUGAUGGUCAAAUGAGGCAGAAGUUAUUUGUAGAGAAGGGUAGAAAUUUUCCAAAUAGAGGUUUCUUCCAAGCUCACCUAGAGGUGCGCGCUAAUACCACGCACAUGAUGAGCAAGGAACUACUGCUGGAGUUUAUAAAAACAUGCAUAGCGUCGCCCUCUUCACCACCUGAGGCAAUGCUUUUGGUGAAUUCCUGGACCUCUUUCAGAGACUGCGAAGCCAUUCUAUCCGUCCUGCCUGAAGGAAAACGCUCGAAGAUUAAGACUAUUUCGCACGGUACCACGGCCCAGUUACAGCCUCUUGACGUUUAUUUUUCUUGCCUUUUGAGGCAUGUAUAAGA
Molecule: messenger RNA, 590 nt
Organism: Cylicostephanus goldi
Lineage: Eukaryota; Metazoa; Nematoda; Chromadorea; Rhabditida; Strongylidae
Source: the annotation of a GenBank genome assembly